UAAAAUCAGUCCAGUAAAUCAUUACCAGCUGUUGAAACAACAUCUUAAAUAAAUAACUGUGUAAUAGUUUCCAUAAUAGAAAUUGUAAGAUCACAAAUUUGCAAAAUUCUUUCGCGAAAAUGUUCGUCAUAAAGGUUGCAUUUAUCCUACUUUUUGCAAGUUCACUUGCAACUCAAGCUUCCACGACCACAUAUUCCGUCAAGGAUAACGUCAUCAUUGAAAAAAUACUGCAAAGUUAUGACGGCAAUAUGCGACCCAGCGGAGAAAAUGGAUCAUCUCCCACCGUGGUCAGCGUUAAUUUUUAUAUCAGAUCAAUUCCAGAAUUGGACGAUGUAAAAAUGGUUUACAAGACACAGCUCACUUUUAGAAUGCAGUGGUUGGAUGAGGGUCCUAAAUUCGAAUCAACAGAUGCCCACCGUUAUAUAACCCUUCCAGCGACCACGCUUGGAAAAACAUUGUGGUAGCCGGACCUCUUCUUCUCAAACGAGUUGGAAUACUCGAAACACGCCGGUAUAACGCCGAACGAAUAUUACCGGGUGUUUCCGAACGGUGAAGUCUUACACAGUUCCAGGUACCCUUAAUAAUAUAAUUAUAUGUACCCUCUUAGAAAUCAGGUAUUAAAUCAAUACCAAACCGUAUACAUAUAAGACUCUUCCAAAACGGUAUUGAUAAAGAACCACUUGACUAUAGCAAACUUUUAAUAGUGUAUUUUUAUGUGCUUCUAAAUAAUUGCCUGGCAUACCUUAAUUUGUAGAAUUACAGUGAAAUGGUCGUGCCCCAUGAUCUUCGUUUUGUAUCCUUUUGACAAACAGACGUGUUGUAUGCGGAUGGCGAGUUAUGGCUUCACAACGGAUGAUAUAAUUUUCAAGUGGAAAGCAGUGGAUCCAGUCCAACUCACAUCCGAUCUACACUUACCUUCUUUUGCCUUGCAACAGUUUAAGACAGACUAUUGCGACUCAAGAACUAACACGGGAACCUACAGCUGUCUCAGGGUGGAUCUCCUCUUCGCUCGAGAACUCAACCGAUAUCUAUCUAAACUUUUUAUCCCCAUGAUAACGUCCAUCCUACUAAUUUGGGUCUCGACUUGGAUAACACCGUCAAACAGUGGAUUGAUCAUGGCACGUGCCUUACUACUCUGCGGGGCCAGUUUUUAUUGCAAGUGGUCCAUCCUAACUGGACCAGCCAGACCUUCGGCUAUUAUUUCCUAUACAACCGCCCUGGACAUGUGGGACACUUUCUGUACUGGAUUUAUUCUCCUGGGAAUCCUGGAGUUUGUCGUGGUGCUCAUUUCACGCGACUGUGGGAAGGGAUGCGACGAUCUUAACGGGUCGCAAGAUAAGCACGUGUGCAGUCGUAGGAUCGACUUUGUGACGAGAAUUAUCUAUCCGAUUGGAUUUUUAGCCUGUGUCUGUAUAUAUUUUGGAGCUUACUUGGCAAAGGCAAAGGAGCAAGAUGGGGAUGAGACAGAGUAGAAAGAAGGGCUCAAAUUGGUUAAACAUACAUAGUUAAGUUAUAAAUAGUAAGGAAUCCAAUCCCGGACCAUAUUUUGAAUCCCGGGAAUCGGGACUCCCGGCAGAUAUCAAUCCGGCUAGCUAAAUCCGACGAGUUACAUUUCAUUUCGGCCUUUAUUUAAGUGUAAAUGGAUAUCAGUUUAACAAAAAACUGAUUUAAAAGCCAUGACACUAAGUAUCUAUAACUGUGAAUAAGCAAAAAUGUAACUAUAUACAUACAAUAUAAUAAAAAUCAUUCGUACAUAAUCACUCAUUCAUACCAAUAUAAAUAAAUAAAUAAUAAUAAGUUGCGAGCCAAUUCUUCGAUCUCUUUUAGAACUUAUCACUAGAAUGUCGUACUUCAGUCCGUCGCCAAAAAAUCGCUAACGCCCUACAUUACAACCCCAAUUUAUAGUAUGUUGUGAUUUGUUUGAAUAAGUAAUUAAGAAAUUAAGAACCAAUAAUAAUUAAUUUUAACUGGCAAAGGCGAGAGACAUGUUCAAAAUUAAAAAAAAAAUAAGUUGUUUUGUUUAUUUUAUUUGCUCACUCACCUGUGAAAACUUGACGUCUGGAAUGAGGGAUAAAACAAUACUUCCGAAAAUUA
Folsomia candida is the source of this 2094-nucleotide messenger RNA. RefSeq names its product glutamate-gated chloride channel. The record is from RefSeq and is a predicted model, not a curated record. Bases 120 to 464 code for a protein of 114 amino acids. Gene Ontology annotation, cellular component: membrane. NCBI's taxonomy places the organism in Eukaryota, Metazoa, Arthropoda, Collembola, Entomobryomorpha, Isotomidae. Gene Ontology annotation, biological process: monoatomic ion transport. Gene Ontology annotation, molecular function: extracellular ligand-gated monoatomic ion channel activity. The transcript has 7 exons.